ACACACUCACACGGGCAGCAGAGCUGACAGAUGCAUCCCUCCUCUGUCCACGCAAAGAAAUCCCGCAAAAAAUAAUGCAACAAAAUUAUCACAAAAAUUUCCCUCCCCUUCCCCUCUCCCUCUUGAAAUCCCCCAUAUAUAUAGCCUUGUCUAUAUACCUAUAUAAUACUGCCACCAAUAAACGUCGAGAAGCAAAGAGAAAGAACAAAGAAGAAAGCACAUGAUUUGAGAAGCAGAAGAAACGAAAUCACUCAUUUUUCAAAAGAACAAAGAAGAAAUUACUGAAAAGAAGAAGAAGAAGAUUAUUGAGAUGGCAGCCGUGGCUUUUUCGCCUUGGAUGAUUGGAGUCCAAGAUCGUUUUCCUUUAGACCCGAAAUGCCCUUUUUUUCCUUAUAAUUCCCUGUCUCAUCCUCCUCUCCGGUGCUCCUCCCCUCAACAGUUUCGACAAAUUAUCCGGGCCACCUCUGCUGUUGCUCUUGAACCAGAAGCACAAAUUGAAUCAAAGGAGGGCUCAAAAAUUGACUUGUUUGCCUGCCCAAUUUGCUAUGAUCCAUUAGUAAGAAAAGGUCCUUCAGGAUUUAACCUGCCUGCAAUUUAUAGAUCUGGUUUUAAAUGUAGAACGUGUAACAAGACAUAUUCAAGCAAAAAUAUCUAUCUUGAUCUUACAGUUACUGCUGGUUCAAAGGAUUACAAUGAAUUUAAACCUGCUGGAACUGAGCUAUUUAGGAGCCCUCUUGUUUCCUUCUUGUAUGAGAGAGGCUGGCGUCAAAAUUUUAAUCGUAGUGGUUUUCCUGGGCCUGAUGAUGAGUUCAAGAUGGCGCAGGAGUAUUUUCAACCUGUAGAAGGCGGUGUUCUUGUAGAUGUUAGCUGUGGAAGUGGCUUGUUUUCCAGGAAGUUUGCCAAAUCGGGGACCUAUUCAAAAGUUGUUGCUCUUGACUUUUCAGAAAACAUGCUUCUCCAGUGUUAUGAUUUUAUCAAGAGUGACGAUUCUAUGUUAAACUCCAAUCUUGCUCUUGUAAGGGCAGAUAUCUCCCGACUUCCCUUUCCUUCUGGUUCAGUUGAUGGCGUUCAUGCUGGUGCAGCCUUGCAUUGUUGGCCAUCUCCUUCUAAUGCUGUUGCUGAAAUCAAUCGUAUCUUGCGAAGUGGUGGUGUUUUUGUGGGAACUACUUUUCUUCGUUUCAGUUCAUCGACUCCUGCAUUUUUGAGGCCUCUCAGACAGGCUGGGCGGAACUACAACUAUUUGACUAAGGAGGAGAUCGAGGACGUGUGCACGUCAUGUGGUCUUAUAAACUAUACCAGCAAAGUCCAACAAUCGUUCAUCAUGUUUUCUGCGCAGAAACCUUGAAAAUUGGCUUAAUUUGAGUUGGAAAUUAGAUGUUUGCUUCUCAAAUCUUUUCCUUUGCCUGGGGUUAUAAUCGAAGUCGAUUCUUUCUGGAGACCUUUGGUAAGACUUCUGAUUCAGUUGAUGUCCAAGUUAUCUCUACCCUGUCCAUCAUAAACCCAACAUGUAUAGGCCAAAUGCAAAUGGUAGACCGAAGAUGUAAUCUUGAUAUUCCAUAGAUUAGCUUAUUCUGACAUUGAUUCGUAAUCUGUAAUACAAAUAACGGUGCAAUGAUGAUGGAUUCUCAGUGCAGAGCGUACGUCAUUCCAACAUUUCCAGGCUUUGACCAAUGCAGAGCAAGUGGAAAUUUCACACAGUAUCAUGAAUAAUUUGCUAGAUAUGUGUUUAACAUUCUGGCGUUCGCUGUC
Messenger RNA from Coffea arabica (coffee), 1749 nucleotides. RefSeq lists its product as uncharacterized. Gene Ontology annotation, molecular function: S-adenosylmethionine-dependent methyltransferase activity. The record is from RefSeq and is a predicted model, not a curated record. Gene Ontology annotation, cellular component: chloroplast. NCBI's taxonomy places the organism in Eukaryota, Viridiplantae, Streptophyta, Magnoliopsida, Gentianales, Rubiaceae.